GCCGAUCCUGUUCUUCAACUUCCGGUUUCUGCACUGUGCAACUAUUACAGUUGCAUUUUUUAUUAACGAUGCCAAGUACUUGUUGUUGUGUACCUGGAUGUCAUUUAAGAGGAGGACAUGCAUUUCCAAAUGACUUAAAAAGAAGGAAAAGUUGGAUCAACGCCAUGGCCCAUACGCAGAUUGGACGAGAACACGAUGAAAUCGUGGAGUCCAUCUCAAUCAGCUGUUGUUUGCAAGGCACAUUUUACUGAAAAAGACUACGUGCAGGAAACUAUUCAUGGGUGCAAACCCACCAUACAGAGACCUAAGUCUACUGCCAUUCCCAGCCUAUUUUCCUGGACUAAGCAAGAGACUGAAUCGUCCGCAAAAAGAAAAAUCAGGGCAGUUUCCUGUGAAAACAAAAGAACUAAACUUGAUGAAUAUUGUAGUAGAAAUCUAGAGGAAAGUUUUGAUUGUAAAGUUGGUUUUCCUGAAGAAGUCAUUCAUACUGCAGACAUGAUUUAUGACUGUCCACCACCAACUGCCGAGCUAAUGUUGAGCUUCACAGAUGGAAUUACGCAAACACCAUCAAUGCCUAUAUUUUCAGCAGAGAAUUUUGAAAUGAAGACACGUGACACAGCCAUGCAUUUAUAUACCGGUUUAGAGUUGUAACUUGUAUACUAAAUUUUUAUUUGUUUUGACCACACUUGGUCCAGCAGCACAUUGUUUGAGAUACAUAUAUUUUCAAAUUGAUAGGGUGUCAUUUGAAAAUCAGUUUUUUUAUGACUUUGAUGAAAUUGAGGCAUUAUACAACCAACUUUGAACUGUCUAGAUUCUAGAUUGAAACUAGUGUUAAGAAUAUUGUGUAAACAUGGAUUGUUUUUAUGUCUAAACAGUGGCGUGAGGCUAACACUUGGCCAUUUAGUGGUUUAGUCAGGUAUUUUUCGCCAUCCAACUUCAAAUUAAAGUUUCCUACAACUUGGAUUAUUAUUGACAGCACAGAAUAUCCCGUGAUAAAACCUAAAGCUCCUAGAGCUCAGGCAACCUUUUCAUCAUAUAAAAACAGAAACACUGAAAAUACUUGUAUGUUCGACUCCUGGUGGUUUAGUCAACUAUGUCUCUAAUGCAUAUGUUGGUUGUACCAGUGACUGUGAAAUAGUUGAAAGAUGUAGAAUAGUUCAAUUAUGUGAUCCAGGUGACAGUGUGAUGGCAGACAAAGGUUUAAAUGUGCAUGAUUUGUUUGCUCACUUUUUUCAAAAAAAGAAACAGAAUUAGUUCCAAAACUCUUAUACGGGAUAGAAAAGUCUCCAAUUAACACGUGCACAUAGAGCUAAUUAUUGGACUUGGCAAAACAUACAAAAUUCUAAUAAAUCCUAUGAAUGGAACUGAAACAAAACUUUCAUCUGAAAUAACAUUUAGUUGUUUUAUGUUGUGUAAUUUUAGAACUUGUAUUGUGCCAAAGGAUGCAUAAAUAAAAGUGACGCAAUGAAGUUUGUUCUGAUAUAUAUAUAUAAAUAUUAUUUACAAUUACAUGCACAUGUAAAUUGUAAUGCAUAUAAAAAUAAGGAGAUGUGGUAUGAUAUUCAGUGAGUUUAUCGAACCAAAGUGCAUAAGAAAUGGGUAAAGCAGUUACAGGUGUUACUGUCACCGUGCAAUCUCCAACAAUUAGAAAAACUUGUACCGUGUAAAAAAUUUCAGAGAUCUUACAACUAAGUUUUGUUGUCUCACCUUGACUUUGGUGAAUUGUUU
Messenger RNA from Mytilus californianus (California mussel), 1728 nucleotides. RefSeq lists its product as uncharacterized. NCBI's taxonomy places the organism in Eukaryota, Metazoa, Mollusca, Bivalvia, Mytilida, Mytilidae. The record is from RefSeq and is a predicted model, not a curated record. The coding region runs from base 196 to 651 and encodes 151 amino acids. The transcript is spliced from 2 exons.